UCAUCAAGAAGUAAAAGUUCUCAGGAGUAGUAGAAUGUAAGGUUGGGCAGGACAGAUGCUUUCCUGUUACAGCAAAAUUCCUCCUACCAGCCCUUCUGAGUGACUUGAUUCACCCACUAGCAAAUUUUGCUAGGUAGAAUGAACAUGGUCGUGGGAGAUGAGCAGGAGGCAUUGAACUCCAUCAUGAAGGACUUGGUUGCACUUCAAAUGGGCCGACGUCAUAGAAUGCCUGGCUUUGAUACCAUGAAAAGUAAAGAUACUGCUCACUCUAACAAACAGAAAAGGCAGAAUGCCAGCAGUCCGGCCCUCCUGAGCAACCCUACAAUAACAAACCAGUGUGCCUGUGCAGUAGAGGAAAAAAAAAUUCCGAUCCUUCUACCUGGCUUGUGUGCUCCAGAUACAAAUCUCAUUGACAUAAACCAGAUACAGAGUGACGUAAGGAUAAAGUUUGAACAUAAUGGGGAAAGACGAAUUAUUCCCUUUGUACGACCUGUGCGAUAUGAAGAUGUACAGCAGAAAGUGAAAACAGCCUUUGGCCAACCACUGGAUCUCCAUUAUAUGAACAAUGAGUUGUCUAUUCCUUUGAAAAAUCAAGAUGACCUGGAUAAAGCAGUAGAUCUCUUGGACCGAAGCUCAAAUGUGAAAAGCCUUAGAAUAUUACUGCUGUCCCAGGACAGAACCCAUACUAGUUCUUCACCACAUUCGGGGCUGCCAAAACAAGUCAGGAUCAAAACUUCCCAAUCUGUGGGGGAUGUGAACACAGCCUACCAACCACCAGAGCCCAGAAAUAGGCACCUGUCUGUCAGUUCUCAGAACACAGGCCGAAGCUCACCUCCCCCUGGGUAUGUUCCAGAGAGGCAACAGCGAAUUGCUCGCCAGGGUUCUUACACCAGCAUAAACAGCGAGGGCGAGUUUAUCCCAGAGACCAAUGAACAGUGUAUGUUGGAUCCUCUAAGCAGUGCUGAAAAUUCCAUAUCAGGAAGCUGUCAGUCCUUGGAUAGAUCGGCAGACAGCCCUUCUUUUCGGAAAUCACGGAUGUCCAGAGCGCAAAGUUUCCCCGACAACCGACAGGAAUUCUCAGAUCGUGAGAAUCAAAUCUAUGACAAAGCAGGGAAAGGGGGGACAUACCCUCGGCGCUACCAUGUCUCCAUGCAACACAAAGAUUACAGCGACGGCCGGAGGACAUUUCCCCGGAUACGACGGCACCAAGGGAAUCUAUUCACGCUAGUGCCAUCAAGCCGCUCCCUGAGCACCAAUGGGGAGAAUCUGGGCCUAGCAGUGCAGUACCUGGACCCCCGCGGACGCCUGCGGAGUGCUGACAGUGAGAAUGCUCUUACUGUGCAGGAAAGGAACAUCCCAACCAAAUCUCCGAGUGCCCCAAUAAACUGGCGACGAGGGAAACUUCUGGGGCAGGGUGCCUUUGGUCGUGUGUACUUGUGCUACGAUGUGGACACUGGCAGAGAGCUUGCUGCUAAGCAGGUCCAGUUUGACCCAGACAGUCCUGAAACAAGCAAGGAGGUGAGCGCUCUGGAGUGUGAGAUCCAGCUGCUGAAGAAUCUCCAACAUGAGCGCAUUGUUCAGUACUAUGGCUGCCUGCGGGACCGAGCAGAGAAGACCUUGACCAUUUUCAUGGAGUAUAUGCCUGGGGGUUCCGUGAAAGACCAGCUGAAGGCCUAUGGUGCACUGACAGAAAACGUGACACGAAAGUACACUCGCCAGAUUCUUGAGGGAGUCUCCUAUCUUCACAGCAACAUGAUUGUGCACAGGGACAUAAAGGGAGCCAAUAUUCUCCGUGACUCUGCUGGGAAUGUGAAGCUUGGAGACUUUGGGGCCAGCAAGCGGCUGCAGACCAUCUGCAUGUCUGGAACCGGUAUCCGCUCUGUCACCGGCACGCCGUACUGGAUGAGCCCAGAGGUGAUCAGUGGAGAAGGUUAUGGAAGGAAAGCAGAUGUUUGGAGCCUCGGCUGCACUGUCGUGGAGAUGCUGACUGAGAAACCCCCCUGGGCAGAAUAUGAAGCCAUGGCAGCCAUUUUCAAAAUUGCCACACAGCCAACCAAUCCCCAGCUCCCUUCUCACAUAUCGGAACAUUGCCGGGACUUUCUAAAGAGAAUCUUUGUGGAAGCCAGGCAGAGACCUUCAGCCGAAGAGCUGCUCAGACAUCACUUUGCACAGCUCCUGUACUGAAUUACCUCCUCUGCCAGCCAUCCCGCAGGGCUUUCAGCGCCCCUGUCUGGCGAAACCAUGCAAGUGACCAUUGCGGAGCUGCCUCUUCAGAAUGCUGUCUCAGCUGUCGUAGCCCUCUGGGCACGUGAUGCUGAGGAACCUGGGGUCUGUUCUGUUCUGCAGGACUGAUGCUCAUUCCACCAAUGGCUGCGCAGCACCGAGCUGCAUUUUGGCCUUGUUAUCUUGUGGUGAGGUUGCAGCUGGCUGCAUGUUUUCUGCAGGCACAAGCAGAGGGACAUAGGAAGCUUCUUGUUGAAUGUAAAUAGGCAACAGCAAUCUGGACCAAAGUGGGAACUGGAGGAGCUAUGUUCAGAGUAGAAACCUACGACAGCCGUCCAAACCCGCCCUCCACAGGGGCUUUACAGUGGGGAUUGCACUCCUUUCCAGACUGCUAGGGCUGCCAGGUUUCUGCAGUACAAGAAUCCAGCAAAGCCAUGUGUCAUUGAGCACACGCUCUAUAUAUAAUUAUAUAUUUUUCUUCUUAAGUAUUCAGCAUCUGAAGGUGUUCAGAAAAUAUUGAUUCAAAAAUAUGUGAAUAGUAUUAUUUUAUAGUGAAACCAGGGGUGGGGGGGGUUGCUUUGCUAUCCAACUGUCAAGAUAAUCAGAAAGGAGGUUCCAGCAGAACAUAUGCUCUAUAGGGCCUAGGCUAGAAGGCUCUCCCAGUGAGGUUAGGGAGUCCAUACUUGAUUCCCAAGGCCAAACUUAUCCUAGCAUCAAGACAUGGUAUCCUCAUUGUACAACCCUAAGACUGCUAGUUCCAAACAAAACUCUUCUUUCUGCCGUACCUGUCUUUUCAAAGUGAUACAUUAUUUUUACCAAUCCCUUUAACCAAAGAUGAUUUCAAUGCUGCCAGAGAACUUACUUCAGGGAAAGGUUACAUAUUUGCAUUAGGCCAGACUGACACAGAUAUGCGGAGAAAUUGCCCUUUCCUGCAUAGGAAUGAGUUUACUGGACACUAGUUUCCUGGGUCUUCUGGGGUGAAACCAAAGGCGAUCUUUCCCUGCAUGUUUCAGUGUGUGCAGAAAUACUCAAUUCAGGUUUCCAUGAUCUUUUAAAAAAUAUUAGAGAAGCUUUUCUAAUUGAGCCAUGUCAGUCAGUGAGGCAAAGGUAAAGAGCAUUUGUUUUGCCUGUCUGAAAGCAACUGGAAAAAUGAGUCUUGCUCUAUAGUAUCUAGUCAUGGAUACAUACCAAGUUUCUGAUAUCUGUGCCCCUUGUGGCUUGCUAGUCUCAAAAUGCUGCAUUAUGAUUGGUACACUACUAAUCUACCUGGUCUUAGUGACAGGACUGAAGGCAAUAAGAUCCAAUUUAAAAGCACUAUUGAAGCAGGUUGUCAUGUUUUUAUUGAACAGGCUCCUCACCUAGGAAUAAAUAAGACCUUGGGUUAAUAAAACUGUAAAGGCGUAAUCUAAAGUGGUUUCAGGGAUCAGACUGAGAGGGUCCGUUCUGGUCAGUUUCAUGGUCACAAUUUUAAAAAUGGUAAAUGUCAUUAUCUCAGCUAUUUAAAUCUGAAAUAUCAGUGUCGUAUUUGUAGGAGUUCUGACCCAAACAGGAACUGAGGGGUGGUCACAAUGUUAUUGUAGGGGGCUUUGCGAAACUUCUGUGCUGCUGCUGAUGGCAGCGCUGGAGAGUGGCAGCUGCUGGCUGGGAACCCAGCUCUGUAAGCAGAAAGACUGCCAGCAGCAGCACAGGCGUAUGGGUAGCAUGGUAUGAUAUUGCCACCCAGCUCUGAAGUCAGCACAGAAGUAAGGGUGGCAAUACUGAGACAUGCCCCCUAAAAUAACUUUGUGGCUGUCCUAGAAUUCUUUUAGGUCAGGACCCCCAGUUUGAAAAACACUGGUCUUGACACAAGCAAUCUGAAUAGCAUAGCGUAAAAGUCCGCAAGACCACAUUUCACAGGGGGGAAACCAGAUUUCAUGAUCUGUGAUGUGUUUUUCAUAGCUGUGAAUUCAAUAAGACCCUAUGUAUAAGCAGUGAAAGUGGGCUAGUGAUUAUUAUCCGUUUCACUUUCAGGCUCUCAGCCUCUAACAUAAGAAUGCAGUAUUUAGAAUCAUAGAAUAAUAGGACUGGAAGGGACCUCAAGAGGUCAUCGAGUCCAGCCCCCCGCCCUCAAGGCAGGACCAAACUCCGUCUACACCAUCCCUGACAGAUGUCUAUCCAAGGGUGGGAGCAUCUUUCUGGGAAUUAUUUAAUUCCUAUGGACACACAUCUGUUGAUCUUACAAAAACCUAGAUUUUGAGCCACAUUUUUCCAGACAGCAUCCCUGUUAUCAACAUAUGGCCUCACUAUGCAUUGUCAUCAUUUGCACCAGUGAAAAGUGGAGUUAGAUGCUACCACUCUGCUUUGGGAGCAUUUUACACACUCUUUGCUCUGGUGUGAAUGACCACAUCAAGUGCAGGACAAUGGAAAACUGGACUCGUUCUCAAUAGAAGUAGAACUGAAUAGUCCUUCCAUUGCCAAUGGCAGCAUUAUUCAAGCCCGUGGUUUAUCACUUGCAGCCAGCUCUUAACUUUCAAAAUAUACCAAAGAUUAGCACCUUUUCCUGCUUCAGAAUUUAACUUGCAGGUAUCCAGCAGCCACGAGAACCAGUGCAACAUUUCUGUCUUGAUUUGGCCCAUUUUUACCUAGUUUGUUCUCACAAGGCCUGCUUCCAUGGUCUUUACUCCUUAUCCAGCACACCUCUCUUUGGGAGAACACAAUAGGGGGCUGAGGAGAUGGUGUAAAUGGUUUAACGUUUCAAAGCAACUAAACCUCAGGAUCUGUGGUAGCUUUUACCUCAUACGUAUCCGUGGAACGCUGUUCUGGAGCAGAGCAAAUAGCAUCCUGCACUGACGUGCCAAGUCCUUCACCCUGCCGGCACUCUGACCUUAUCCAGAGCCCUGGAACUCCCUGCCAGUACUGAAAUGUGCCUACUCUGUGUAUACACUUGUAUUCCAGUUUCUAUUAUUGGAGGAGUGAUUGUACAGUGACAGAAGCCUUCUGUCUGAGAACAUGGAAAGCCAGCUUGAACUUCUUGUAUUCCAGUACCUGACCCAGUGCCGCCUGCUUGGCACAAGUACAAGCCAAAGCAUUACUUGUAUGUUUGGAGAUGCACUUUUAUGAAUGUAGUUUAUAUCGCUCUUUUUUAGCUCUUUUUACAUCAUGUAAACAUUGUUGCCUCAUACUUUUAUUUAUAUCGUAAAAUCAUAUUUGGUGAUUUUUAUAUAUAGCGACUUGACUGUUACGGGGUGGGGGGGGAAAUUUGACACCUUUAUGAAUUUAAAAAGGAAAAAGCAGCUGGUUUUGCAGAGUAUUUGCUGAUGGUUUAUAACGAGUAGUGCCGGUCCAAAUGCCGCCUUUGCUUCCUCACGGGGCCUGCCAGGCCCUCGCCCCCUUCAUACAAAUUGAAAAUCUAAAAUGCUUAUUCUGUCCCAAUUAAAGCAACCAUGAGGCUUCUCUCUCGUUCGCACUGAGUCCUGUCUGUAGAAAGGGCCUUAAAGGGAGCAGCAGUUGCAUUUGCCCACUACUACAAGAUCUCUUGGCUUUGCCAGUGUUGUGUAAAUGACAAUAGAACCCAUUUUGGGGGCUUGUCUGCCUAACAUUAAGUACUGGUGACUAUUCCAAAUCUUAUUUUACAUCUUCAGCUGCUCCGGCCAGCAAGGGAGGGAAACUCAGUGCUUGUUCUGAGCUCUAGGAUCCUCAGGCUAAAGGCCCUGUAGUAAUGAAGAGAAUUAGAAGCUCUGAGGGAUUACCCGGUCGUAAACCCUUGCUCCUGGGACAGUUCAGGCCUCAACUCAUUUAAGGUGAAGAAUCUGCAAAAUCCUCAUUGGAAAGGAGAUUGCCUCACCACUAUGUCCCGUGCAAUCCACUUAGCCUUGGAACGGAUCCAGUUUAGAGGGGAUUUAAUUUUCAUUGAGCUUGUGGGGAAACAAACACUUGGCAUUUUGGUCUUGGUGUGACGAUUCUGUGCAUUCCAGGUUAUCCACUUGCUCUCCAGCAGAUCUGAUUUCUCUCCCAGUCACUGUAAAUCGCAGCAGUUUGGCUUCUGUUCUUGGUGGGGGGCGGGGUAUUCCAAAGGGCUGCAGAUCACAAAACCCAUUCCCUAACUUUGCAAAACAAAGUGGGCCCUAGGGGAAAUUGGUACCUACUUUGCUGAUGUACAUUCUUUCUGAGGUAUCCGCAGGCUUGCCUAACUUGUGCUGCCUCAGGAACCAUAUAUCCCCCUGUGUAACCGCUGUCGGGUAUAUGACCACAAGGUGCCCCACACCAUACAGUAGCUUGGUGCUUAGUCUCUGUUGCUGCUCGGUGGGAGGGGUUUUGAGUGUCUGAAUAUGAACUGAAACCUGUGUACAGCACCAAGCACUCCCUGCAAUUGGGAAUCAAGAUUCGAUUUUUUUUUUUCCAGAGGCCUGCCAUUGGGAUUUGGGCACCAACAGCCAGAAGUCCUGUGACCAUCCCAGGUGCAGCUGGGAGCUGAUCAUGCAUACUAGGUCUGAAUUUCCCCACUGGGAGGGAGACGUACCUGAGAGGCAGUUUAGGGGACUCUGGAGUCCAUAACUACACAUCUGGGGAGCAGGGAGAUGUUACGGUCUUAACCUGGGUUGUGCAGAAGACCUUGAACCAGUAGUUUAUCUGAUUUAUGUAUUCUGACCAGGGGCUUGCAGUGCAAAGCCAGACCAAUGUAUCGUUUAUUUACAAUAAAAUGAUCAUUUAUAUGAAA
Pelodiscus sinensis (Chinese soft-shelled turtle) is the source of this 6919-nucleotide messenger RNA. The record is from RefSeq and is a predicted model, not a curated record. Lineage: Eukaryota; Metazoa; Chordata; Testudines; Trionychidae.